Sarcophilus harrisii (Tasmanian devil) is the source of this 1911-nucleotide messenger RNA. It is a transcript of the gene RNF182, whose product is annotated as ring finger protein 182. The coding region runs from base 1036 to 1779 and encodes 247 amino acids. Lineage: Eukaryota; Metazoa; Chordata; Mammalia; Dasyuromorphia; Dasyuridae. The transcript has 4 exons. The record is from RefSeq and is a predicted model, not a curated record.
CUGCGAUUUUUAGACAAGCGCCGCUGGUUGUGGGGCUUUAUCUAGUUUGGGAUAGCAAGGGAUGAAUUUCCAGGGAUACAGAGAAAGUCCAGAGCUUUGGGGGAAGGCUCUUUUUACACGGCAUGCAGCGUGAUGUCUUCUUGCACACUGCAGGCACUUAAUAAGUACAUUCGAUUGAAUUUCCAGCCCUUAAUUUUGGAGUGGGAGAAAUGACUCCUGGGUCCCGGGUGAGGGUCUCCACGGCCCUGACUUCGCUACAGACAGAGUCCAUUCCAAAGGAGGCGGAAGAAGUGUAAAGCGGCCGUGGGAGCCGAGGACACGCGGGUGGGAGAACGGAAGCGUGCUGGGGGGCGUGAGGGAGGAAGGCCGGAGCGCGGGUCACGGGCGCACAGCGGGCCGCCGCGUCCCGGGCCCUAGAAGUCCCCACGGCAGCUUCAGCCAGCCGCCGGUUGUCAUGGUGACGGCUGGAUCGGCGGCUGCUCGCCGGAGUAACAAAGCCGUCUGCUUCUCCUCCUCUCCAGGGCUCCGCCUCCUGCCUCCACCUCCACCCCCCCCCCCCAACCCCGGAUUGCCGCGGCUGGAGCAGGCACCGGGCUUGUAGGGCUGCAGCCGCGGCGUCCCCACGGCCACGGCCACGGCCGUCCGAGCAAGAUCUACGUGUUACUAGUUGGAAUAAUUCAUUAGCAGAAUUACUCAUUACUUGACAAAUCAGAGCACAGUUGGAUUUUGGAGGGGUGACUUGUAAAAGGCUACAUUUUCGGGCAUGCCAUUGAAGCACUGGUCAAACAAGGCCCUUGGUCAUUCACUGCUGGAAGUAGCAGUUUCAGGGACUCUUCUCCAUGGAGUGUUUCAAAAUAUCAGAAAUCUUCACGUUGCCUUUUUCCACCUAAGUCUGGGCAACAAAGACGUAUGCAGAAGCUGAGAAUGAACGUGCAAACCCAGCUUGAUUUGAAUGGUGUGAUGCUCUCAGGGAUCCCCUAAGCGUCCCUUAGAAAAGCCCUGCUGGUGGAGAAGGCCGCCGAAGACAGCCCAACGAUGACCAGCCAGCCUCCAGAGGAUGCCGCCGAGUCCCCCGUCUCUGAUGAGCUCGAGUGCAAGAUCUGCUACAACCGCUACAACCUGAGGCAGAGGAAACCCAAAGUCCUGGAAUGUUGUCACCGCGUUUGUGCCAAAUGCCUUUACAAGAUCAUCGACUUUGGAGACUCCCCCCAGGGCGUCAUCGUGUGUCCUUUCUGCAGGUUUGAGACCUGCCUGCCUGACGACGAGGUUAACAGCCUCCCUGACGACAACAACAUCCUGGUGAACUUGACUUGUGGAGCAAAGGGGAAGAAAUGCCUGCCAGACAAUCCCACGGAGCUCUUGCUGACCCCCAAAAGGCUGGCCUCCCUGGUCAGUCCCUCCCACACUUCCUCCAACUGCCUGGUGAUCACCAUCAUGGAGGUCCAGAGAGAAAGCCCCCAGUCUCUGAGCUCAACUCCCGUGGUGGAGUUUUACAGACCCACCAGCUUUGACUCUGUGGCUACCGUGUCCCACAACUGGACAGUGUGGAACUGUACCUCUCUGCUCUUCCAGACAUCAAUCCGAGUCUUAGUUUGGUUGCUCGGGUUGCUAUAUUUCAGUUCCUUGCCCUUAGGGAUCUACUUACUGGUCUCAAAAAAAGUCACCCUUGGAGUUGUCUUUGUCAGCCUUGUCCCUUCGAGCCUUGUUAUUCUUAUGGUGUAUGGUUUUUGCCAGUGUGUAUGCCAUGAAUUUUUAGACUGUAUGUCAUCACCUUCCUAAGAGAUGCUACAAAAAUGAGCAAUUUGAUAUGCUUUGCCAUGUUUGUAGUUUAAAUCAUUUAAAUUUUAUUUUAUUUCAUUUUUGGUGUUCUUAUUUAUGAUGUUUCUAAUAUUAAUUGGCAUGUUAAUUACA